UCAACCAAUCACAUCGCAGGCGGGAAGUUCGUCCCAACCAAUCAGCGUCCAGCUGGAGCUCCGGCUAAAGGAGUUAGCUUCGGUUAGCUUCACGCAUCCACAUUGCUUUGUGGCAUCUCCACGCUAUAAUAUAUACCUUAUAUUUAACUGUAAAUCAAAGCUUAAUAACCAGGAUCGCUAAAGAAAAGCAUCAAAGCACCAAACCGAAGCGAUGACGGGCUCAAACGAGUACAAGCUAAACCAGGGACCAGAGGACAGCAUCUCUGCUGUCAAGUUCAGCCCCAGUGCAGCCCAGUUCCUGCUGGUUUCCUCCUGGGACGGCACUGUCCGUCUCUUCGAUGUCGGAGGCAACACCAUGCGGAUGAAGUACCAGCACACAGCUCCAGUUCUUGACUGUGCUUUUUACGACCCAACACAUUCUUGGAGUGGAGGUUUAGAUGCACAGCUAAAAACUCAUGAUUUGAACACAGACCAAGAUACAAUAGUUGGAACACAUGAUGCCCCCAUUCGCUGUGUGGAGUACUGUCCAGAGGUUAACGUCAUGGUAACGGGUAGCUGGGACAGAUCGGUUCGGCUGUGGGACCCAAGGACGCCCUGCAAUGCUGGCACCUUCACUCAGCCUGAAAAGGUGUACACCCUCUCGGUGGCUGGAGAUAGGCUGAUCGUCGGCACGGCUGGAAGACGAGUGCUGGUGUGGGAUUUGAGGAACAUGGGCUACGUACAGCAAAGACGAGAGUCCAGUCUCAAGUAUCAAACUCGCAGCAUUAGAGCCUUCCCCAACAAACAGGGCUACGUCUUGAGUUCAAUCGAGGGACGUGUAGCUGUGGAGUACCUGGACCCGAGCCAGGAGUUUCAGAAGAAGAAGUAUGCCUUCAAAUGCCACAGGCUGAAGGAGGAGGGAAUUGAGCAUGUUUACCCCGUCAAUGCCAUCUCGUUUCACAGUAUUCAUAACACCUUUGCCACAGGUGGCUCAGACGGCUUCGUGAACAUCUGGGACCCGUUCAACAAGAAGCGCCUGUGUCAGUUCCACAGGUACCCGACCAGCAUCGCCUCGCUGGCCUUCAACAACGACGGCACCAUGCUCGCCAUCGCCGCCUCCUACAUGCACGAGAAGGGAGACAUCAACCACCCAGAGGACGCCAUCUUCAUCCGCCAAGUCACAGAUGCCGAGACGAAACCCAAGUCAACCUAAAUCAGCCUUGGAGUGGUUCCCUCUGCGUAUGAAGCCUUUUAUCACAUUUGGGUUAUCUGCUGGCAUCCAGUGUACCAUUACCAUAUUGUUUGCCAUCAUUUCUUUCCAUUCCAAAAAACAGAUUUUCUCUUUUGUAUGUUUGUGAAAAACCUUUUCUUCUCUCUUGUUAAAUAUUUCAUUGUUUCUUGUAUGUUCUGACAAACCAACUAUUGUUUUUCUUGAAAUAAUAACUGAUUUUAUAUCGAAA
Messenger RNA from Sebastes umbrosus (honeycomb rockfish), 1439 nucleotides. RefSeq names its product BUB3 mitotic checkpoint protein (gene bub3). Gene Ontology annotation, biological process: mitotic spindle assembly checkpoint signaling. Gene Ontology annotation, molecular function: ubiquitin binding. Bases 212 to 1192 code for a protein of 326 amino acids. The transcript has 8 exons. Gene Ontology annotation, cellular component: bub1-bub3 complex; kinetochore; mitotic checkpoint complex. The record is from RefSeq and is a predicted model, not a curated record. Lineage: Eukaryota; Metazoa; Chordata; Actinopteri; Perciformes; Sebastidae.